AUGCCUAUUACUGCUACUGUCCUCCGGGGACCACUCGGUCCUUCGACCAUUUCUUCGCAUCCCAUCCUCUCCUGGUAUGCCAAAUACGCUGUCGAUUUCGAUACUGCCAAGGUUACCACAUCCCCUCUUAAGUACUAUGCCUCUACGGCGACGCUUGUGAACCCUGAUAAUUCAGCGAUCUCCGGCGCGCAGCAGAUAUGGGAUUACUAUAUCGCUCUAUAUGGGCAGUUCGAGCGAUGCGGUCACGAAGUCAUUUCGGUGACAGUGUUGAGCAAUGAUCAAACCGAGAAGCACACACUUAUCGUGGAGGUUACAACUCUACUGACUCCAAAUGGUGGUACGGAGACGGUGCCUCUUCCUCAGGCAUUUGUGUAUGAGAUUGCUGAGGCAGAGCAAGGCCACGGCACCGAUGGACUACAAAUCUGGAGCCUAAGAUGCUACUUUGACAAAGGCGUUUUGCAGAACGCAGCUGGCGUAUGA
This is a messenger RNA of Penicillium canescens, 480 nucleotides long. RefSeq lists its product as uncharacterized. The transcript has a single exon. The record is from RefSeq and is a predicted model, not a curated record. NCBI's taxonomy places the organism in Eukaryota, Fungi, Ascomycota, Eurotiomycetes, Eurotiales, Aspergillaceae. Bases 1 to 480 code for a protein of 159 amino acids.